AUGCGCGUCCUCUCUGCGCUACCCUUCCUCUCCCUCCUAUCGAUGGCGCUCGCCAUCCCCUUUGACUCGGCCAAGUCGCUCACCACGCUUCGCAAGCGCGACGAGGCCGUCCGCGCCUUUGACGAGCAGGUCAUGAAGCGCGCAAAGAACGUCGCGUCCACCUACCCGGUCGAAUACCGCUCCAACAUCAGCGACUACAGCCUCUGGGAGCAGUUCCAGCGCGAGGGCGUGCUGCCCCAGCCCGUGCGUGGCAAGACGGGCGCCACCAACUACGGCCCGGACAAUACCGAGAUCAGCCGCCAGAACCCGGACAUCUUUGCGCCGCCCAGCACCGACCACGGUACCAUCCCGCAGGCAAAGUGGCCCUUUGCCCUCUCGCACAACCGCCUCGAGACCGGAGGAUGGGCCAGGCAGCAGAAUGUCGACGUCCUCCCCGUCGCCACUGAAAUGGCGGGCGUCAACAUGCGCCUCGAAAAGGGCGCCUUCCGCGAGCUGCACUGGCAUGCCACCGGCGAGUGGGCCUACGUCCUCAACGGAACGACGCGCAUCUCCGCUGUCGACCCGGACGGCAAAAACUACGUCCACGACGUCAAGGAGGGUGACCUGUGGUUCUUCCCGGCGGGCACGCCGCACACGCUGCAGGCCGUCAGCGAUCAGGGCAGCGAGUUCCUGCUGGUCUUCGACGACGGCAGCUUCAGCGAGGACUCGACGCUGCUCCUGACCGACUGGCUGGCCCACAUCCCCAAGGAGGUGAUUGCCAAGAAUUUCGGCGCCGCCGACCUGUCGAGCACGGCGUACGACAAGUUCCCCAGCGAGGAACUCUACAUCUUCCCCAGCACCGUCGACAACAGCACCGAGGGCACCACGGCCGUCGACAACCCGCAGGGGCAGCGGACCAAGUCGCCCUUCUUCUACCCGUACAGCGACAUGGAGGCGACAAAGUACAACGGCGGCUCGGCAAAGGUCCUCGACAGCACCAAGUUUUCCGCCUCGACCAUCGCCUCGGCGCUCGUCACCAUCGAGCCGGGCGCGAUGCGCGAGCUGCACUGGCACCCCAACUCGCCCGAGUGGGACUACUUUAUCCAGGGCCACGCCCGCAUGACCAUCUUUGCCGGCUCGACCAAUGCGCGCACCUACGACUUCCAGGCGGGCGACACGGCCUACAUCAAGGAGCAGUCGGGCCACUACAUCGAAAACAUCGGCAACGACACCGUCGUCUACCUCGAGCUCUUCAAGGCGCCCAAGUACCAGGACAUCAGCCUGAGCAACUGGCUCGCCCUCACGCCGCCCAACGCCGUAAAGGCCCACCUCGGCUUCAGCGACGACGACAUGAACCGCCUCUACAACACCUUCAAGACGAAAAACUCGGUCGUCACGCGCGCCGGCUCCGGCCUCGGCCACAACAAUGGCAACAAGCCCCACGACAAGCGCAGCCUCGUCGACGAUGCCCCCGCCGCCCUCGUCGCCGGAAAGAGGAGUUUCUACUGA
This is a messenger RNA of Pseudozyma flocculosa PF-1, 1488 nucleotides long. RefSeq lists its product as uncharacterized. NCBI's taxonomy places the organism in Eukaryota, Fungi, Basidiomycota, Ustilaginomycetes, Ustilaginales, Ustilaginaceae. Gene Ontology annotation, biological process: oxalate metabolic process. The record is from RefSeq and is a predicted model, not a curated record. The transcript has 2 exons. Bases 1 to 1488 code for a protein of 495 amino acids.